UCUGGCUGGCCAGUUUUGCAUCAUCUGUCAAAAUUCAAAGAACACGAACUGAGUUUGUGAAAAAGUUUUCUGUCCAAGAAAAGUCGCAAAAAAAUUAUCCAAAAAUGAAAGCCAUCUACAACAGCCUAUUCAAGAGAAGUUCCACCUUUGCUAUCGCCAUCCUAGCGUCCACGUUCUUCUUUGAACGUUCCUUUGAUUUGGCUGCUGAAUCCAUCUUCAACAAUGCCAACCGUGGUAAACUCUGGAACGACAUCAAACACAAAUACGAAUAAUUUUUAAAUUAAUUGCAAUGUAAAUUUUAUUGGACUUAAAAUAAAAAAAACAAAGCUACUAAAGCUAA
Molecule: messenger RNA, 340 nt
Organism: Episyrphus balteatus (marmalade hoverfly)
Lineage: Eukaryota; Metazoa; Arthropoda; Insecta; Diptera; Syrphidae
Gene: ox
Product: cytochrome b-c1 complex subunit 9
Exons: 2
Coding region: 105-272 (55 amino acids)
Biological process (GO): mitochondrial electron transport, ubiquinol to cytochrome c
Source: RefSeq, a predicted model, not a curated record